CAGAUUACGGAAUCGUUGGUCUCGACAAAUAUUGUGCAACUACGGCCUUUGUCAUCAGUGUGUCCCUGCCACAGAUUCCAGGCCAAGAUCAGGUGAGGAGUGGAGACGCGGCUCAGUAGUGACCAGACGUCUGAGCGGGGAGGACGUGUGUUGCGGCUCUCUCGCCACUCUCAGCGGUACUCAUGUGUGUGACGUUCUCUUCCGCGCCUUCUGCUGCUGACACCCACAGGAUACCUUAGUGUCUUACUUCUGCAUUGAACUACAGUGAAGGAGACGUAACUUGUAGAGGAAAUAACUGAAAAAUAACUAAUAAGGAUCAUAGAUAAAAGAUAAAAAGUGAGUUAAGUGGAGACUGGGAGGAAUCAGUAAGUAAGCGUUGCGUGCCUAGGCCAGGUGGACAGACGGGGCCCUCCAGUCACCGCUAACCAAGAGCUUGGCAGCACGCCCGUCCACGCCCACACCACCCGUGACCUACCAGCGAGGUCGAGCAGGUAGGGACAGGUCGACCACUACUACAUAGAGAAGGAACAGUUGGUGUGAAUAAUUAGCAGCAUAUGCUACAACACUUGACCAAGAAUGUCCUGUUGUCUGCCGCCACCAGGAAUGUUUCCCCACAACUGGUGAGUUUGACGCCCGCGUGUCCAACAUAUCUGAGUGACGCCCUGUGACACCUGCCACUCGGAGAUGUCCAUCCACUGGGACAACACCCACCAGUCUGUCAUGUCCACCCACUCGUCCGGGUCGUCGGUAGGGCGCGGGUCAGGCCUCACCCCGCAUCUGGUUCCUGUCGGGAUGGCCCUCACGCCUAAGAACCUCCUCAAGCGAUACAAGCUGCCCACCGCCGCCCACCUCCACACGCCCACAGCGCCGCCCGGGCUCGACCUCUCGCGCCCUCUACUGCUCUACAACACAUACAACUCCACAAAGGUGAGGGGCGUGUCGCUGAGGCCAGGUAGGGAUGGUGCCGUCACACCUGUGGGUCCUGCCAUUGUCAUCCCAGAGUCCUACACAGGAUGGUUUGCCAUAGUCACUAGCGAGGGCCACACCGCCACCUAUUACACCACAGUGGAACAGGUCGCUACUAGCAAACUCUCUUUCUUCCUCACGCGCUACGACGUUCCUGCUUACACCAACACGGAGGACGACGAAGGCCGCGUCAGCUAUCAGAAGACGGUGGUUCAGAGCGGCCACGUCCUCAAGCUGUUGGGGAUCUUCGAGGACCUCAACGCCAAGAAGACCAACAGCGGAGGCAGAGGUCGAGACGCCAUGUCCGUCUUCAACUGUGACAAAUUUGCUCAAUGUCUCAACUACAGGAACGAGGUUGUGUUCUUGCCGUUCUCAGCGUCUGGUCGGUUCUACACGACGGCCCACAAGACGAGUAAGAACCCCAACCACGUGUACCUCAUGGCCCACAUCCUGAAGAACCACAAACUACCCCUCACUGUCCGCCUCGUGUGUGGCUACAUGCCUCGUGUUCCCUGUAGCUUUACUGGUGUGCUACGUCUGGAACAGUCUCAGAAGGAGGCGGUCAUCCUGGCCUGCACCAUGACCAACGAGGCUCAGGCCACGCUGUUUGAGAUCGACGUGUCGUCCAACUUCGUGUUGACGCCGGUGAAGGACCCGGUGUUCCCCAAGACGCCCAUCUUCCUCAAGACCGUCUCCUACUGCGAGGACGAGGCCGACGCCUGGAGGAGGCAGAUCAAGGUCACUCACCACGUGACUGAGAAGAGGUCAAGGUCAUUGACCCGGUCACUGAGUGACAAAUUUGUGGAACCACUGUCCAGCGUCCGACCUCUUAGUCUGUCAUUCCUGUCUGACCACGACAAGAGGAAAGGGCGAGAUCGAGACCAUUCCAGGGAGAGCAGACCGUCCCAGACCAACAAAGAUAAAAGCAAGGACAAGAACAAAGAACACAGGUUCAGAGACUUCAGGAUCAGAGAGAACAGCGUGGAGAAGACCAAGUUCACUUACCACGACAAAAGUAACAGCUACAAUGGCUACCCCCUGAAGGACCCCAGCCUUGAGAACAAGAAAAACGCAGACCACAGGAAGAUAUCCAAGCAAAACACGUACGUACUGCAGAACGGCAAAAGCUCCAAGCACGUUGAGAAAAAGGCAGAGAGUGAGAGUAGCUUCGUGACGACCAGAUCCAUAGAGAACAUGGACUACUCCCGCGUGAUUGACGACAUCAGCCCCAUCCCAGAGAACGAGGAAGAAGGAGAGAGUCACUACGCCGAAAUCUGUGACUACGCUUACAGAAAUCAGAAAAUCCCGACUAACAACGAUGCCCCGCUCAGUCUACCAAACAUUAGUCUUACACAAACCGAAGAAAAGAAGAAAGGGAAACUAUUUAGGAAAGUUUCUAGAGACAUUAGUAGUUUUACCGACAUUAGUAUAAGGAAAAGCGAUCCCUUCAAAAGAGCUCUUCGCCGUAAGAGCAGUAGUAGUCCCAGCGAAACCAGUAGUUGUAAGUCAAGUGGUAAGGCCUCAGACAACAGUAGGCUGCGGGAUACUUCUCUGACGAAUGGCAUUGACGACGUGUUGCAGAGAGACAAAGUGAACAACGUGUACAGGGAUGAGGUGCUAAAAAUGGACAAACUUAAGGAAGGAUUUAGAGAAGAGUCAUUAAAGAAAGGCAAAGUGUACGAACUGUAUAGAGAAGAGUCCUUAAAGAAAGGCAAAGUGAAUGAACUGUAUAGAGAAGAGUCGUUAAAGAAAGGCAAAGUGAAUGAAAUGUAUAGAGAAGAAUCGUUGAAGAAGGGCAAAGUGAACAAACUGUAUAGAGAAGAGUUGCUACAUAAAGGCAAAGUGAACGAAAUGUAUAGAGAAGAGUCGCUACAGAAAGGCAAAGUGAACGAACUAUAUAGAGAAGAGUCGUUAAAGAAAGGCAAAGUGAAUGAAAUGUAUAGAGAAGAAUCGUUGAAGAAGGGCAAAGUGAACGAACUGUAUAGAGAAGAGUUGCUACAUAAAGGCAAAGUGAACGAAAUGUAUAGAGAAGAGUCGCUACAGAAAGGCAAAGUGAACGAACUAUAUAGAGAAGAGUCGUUAAAGAAAGGCAAAGUGAAUGAAAUGUAUAGAGAAGAAUCGUUGAAGAAGGGCAAAGUGAACGAACUGUAUAGAGAAGAGUCGCUAAAGAAAGGCAAAGUGAAUGAACUGUACAGGGAAGAAGUGGCAGACAAGGACCAGACGAACCAAGCGUACGGUGACGAGAUGCUGGAGAAGGACAAGGUGAACGAGGUGUACAUCAUACGUGUUGUGGUGAAGGACAGGGAGGACGACAAGAUGUCCACCCUGGCCAAGGACACCACCGGGGGCUACUACAUGAAGAUCAGGGGCUUCGAGGUGCCUAAAGAGGAGCUGGGCAGUACGGUGUCUGGGGACGAAGUCAAUGGCUAUGACUCGCUCUGCUAACUGGACUCUUUGAGCUGCUUGCUGCUACAGGGACGAAAAUUUGAUCUAUAAAAACGAAAAAAAAAGCAGUUCCAGUACGAACAAUGAACAGUACCUGACGUUCCUCUGCCUUGUCAAGCGAACGUCUGCCUCCUGCUUUCUGCCAACAAUGGUGCUCUUUUCUGGAAUGAACUUAAUAUUUACUUUUGCUGGAUGAGCCUUUGACCUGAAAACAGUUGCAAGUUGUAAAAAUGUCAGAAUUAGAUUUAACUGUGACAGGUUUAUUUACAGCUGUUUCCGGAGAGGUCAGUGGGAGAUCAAAGGCUUGUAACCUUUGGUGUGGGAGUGACUCUUACUCCCCAAGCUAAAUCUGGUGCGAUUGUCUGUGUGAGAAGCUGUUAAGGCGCCCGGUGAGAGACAAGGGCCCGGGUUCUCAAAAGAUUCGUAGGUUUAAUCUGGCCCUGUAACUGGAGAAGUGAGAAUGCGUCAAAUUAGCUCACUUAAGUUACACAAUUGCACUGAGACUCUACCAUAACAUGAUGCUCUCUCAUCCCCAGUUACGAUAAGAGCAAAGGGAAAAAAAGGACUUACGAUCCAUUUGUAGAAUCCUGGCCCAGCUACAGUUCCUACAUCUCCACGACUAUGUGUAAUAAUGGCGAUACGAAUGAUGGAUGACUCGAGCUCUGGAACAUUGAAAGACGAAUGUAGAGAGUCAACAAUGAACCGAGUGUUUUAGAAGAGUAUUAUUUACAUGAAGAAAAGAACGACGAGUAUUGGAACUAAUGAUGGAUGUGUUUCGCUGAUGUUUGUGAUGAAUUUAUUAUCUUUUAUAAAAACUACAGUGUUACAGUGAUGAGUUUAAGGACCCAAGUGUUGGAAGUACUCUCGUCACUGCCUGACUCAGAAAAUAAAAAAAAUAAAAUAAUGAAAGUUGUUCUAAAUAGCUGGAAUUUUCUCGUUAAAUCAAACUGUGAGAAAUCCUGAGACUAAAGGAGAAUUAUCUCUCUGGAAACAUCUCAAACUGGAGAACAAUUGACUGUUGCAAAAGAAAAAAAAAUAUGACUCACUGUUUCCAGAUUGUGACUGUGUACUUGAAGGACCUCUGCUGUGUUACAAUAGGUUUUUUUUCCUCACAAAUGUCUUGAACUAGGAAUAAAAUGUCUUCAAAUGUA
Molecule: messenger RNA, 4562 nt
Organism: Homarus americanus (American lobster)
Lineage: Eukaryota; Metazoa; Arthropoda; Malacostraca; Decapoda; Nephropidae
Exons: 8
Coding region: 685-3411 (908 amino acids)
Source: RefSeq, a predicted model, not a curated record